Molecule: messenger RNA, 1758 nt
Organism: Parnassius mnemosyne (clouded apollo)
Lineage: Eukaryota; Metazoa; Arthropoda; Insecta; Lepidoptera; Papilionidae
Source: the annotation of a GenBank genome assembly
AUGUUUCCUAAUGGUAGCAAAGUUGAAAGUGCAAGUAUUUUGAUGAACUGCCCUGCGGGAGUAGACAAUACAAAAUACUGUGUAAAAAUAUCUCAAGAAGUAUUUAUACAUUCGAAUGUUUCCUUAGAUAAAACACGAAUUGUAUCCAUGGAAAUGACUAAUUUAGCUCCUAUCAUUGGAGUGAUUGUUGCGAGUGUGCUUUAUGCGGCAAUAAAUAUUGAGGAUUUGAAAGUUUAUACGAAAUUGAGAACAUUUGCUGAAUCAAAAAACUUGUCGAGAAUUAUAGUUUUAGCUAUUUUAAUAUUAUCAGCACCUAUAAUAGUUUCACUUAUUUUAUUGGCCUUGCUAUAUAAAGUAGUGUGUUUCUGGAUUAUAAGGGAAGUUGACAAAAACUUUGUAUCAUUUCUCGAUGGCAUUGAUGUAUUCUGGAGCUUAGAAGACGAAGCUACCAAAAAUGUCAUAAAUGUGUUGGGUGUAAUCGAAACAAUUUCUUCAGAAACGUUAGUUGAAAGGAUAAAACAAAAACUAACAGCUAUUGUUGAUAACAAAUGUUACAGUAAGAUGUUUUAUAGGCGGCAAGAGAAAUUCGGUUGGUAUUACUGGAGAAAGUACACCGAUAUCAAUUUAGAUGAAUAUGUAAAAAUUCUGAAUAUCAAAAACAAAAAUGUUGAACUUAACAACCAGGAUUUGGAAGAUGUAAUGUCAGAGUUAUCUUAUCAUCCUUUACCAUUUCAUGAUAAAGGCAUGUUUCAAAUUCUUGUUACUAAGCAAACCAUCGGAAAUAAUGCAACGGGGAGAAGUGAUUACGGCAUAAUAUUUAGAAUUGAUCACGCACUUGGCGAUGGAGUUGCUUUGAUCAAGGUUCUAUGUCAGACGCUUUCCGACCAAACGGAAAAUGACCCCGAUAAUUUAUUAUUCAUGCCCAGUAAUUAUAUCGCCACUAAAGAAAAUCCUUCAACUAAUUUAUUGAAUACAUUGAAGCAAUUAUGCACAAUGAUAAUAUGUUUUGUUGAUGGGAUCCUAAGGAAAUCCGAUAACCAUUCUCUACAUGGUCCGUCUUUGCUUGGAAAGAAAUUAUUCAAAUGGACAGAUCCGGAAGAAAAUUUAUUUCAGAUGAUCAGAGAUAUAAAACAACAUGAAAAGGAUAUGCAUUUUUCAGAUAUUUUAGUUACAUCAUUGUCUGGCGGCUUAAGAAAAUAUUUCGCAAAGACCAUGGAUCAUAUUCCAGAGGAUGUAGCUAUUAUUCUACCUGUUAGACUACCUAAUCUACCAAAGUUAGCUGCAAAAAAUGAGUUUAAAUUAGACAACAAUUUCACCGUAUCAGUAUUGGAUCUACCAACAAAAGGAAAACGGCCAAUCAAAGAAAUAAAAAGGCGAUGUAAUCUUGUGCGUAAAAGUGUCGAACCUCUGGUAAAACAUUAUUUCCUAAAAGUUGGUUAUUUAUUUCCGAAACAGAUUCUUCAACCACUUUUAAAGAAUAGUCAAGCCACGUUAAUAUUUAGUAAUAUGCCUGGACCAGAUUCUGUGAGCAUUUGUGGUGGUAAUUUAAUAAAAAGUUUAGUUUUCUUUAUACCAAAUAAAGGAACUACUGGACUCGGUGUAACAGCUUUAUACUAUGGCGGAGUUCUUCGUUUUUCUGCAAUGGCCGACGCUCGUUUGGUGCCAACAUCUGAAGAUCUGUCUCUUAUUCUCGACGCUAUGGUAGAUGAGAUCAAACAAAUGCAUGCGGCUUAUAUGAACCAGUCACAAUUAAUAUAA